UUGUGGGAUACGUUUUCCCAUUCAUCGCGGCAGGGGAAUCACAAGUCAGUCGGCUAUGUUGUCGGACGUAAACUAACGUGUUAUUGAGCUCCAAAAGCCAAUAGUUCUUACUUUUGGUUCAUAUGUGAAUUAAUUGGGAUUUAAAAAGACGAAAUGGUCAAGGAAAAACCGAAUUCUAUACGUACUUACGACAAAGAAGGAUUUCGGCGGAGAGCUGCUUGUCUGUGUUUCAAAGACGAUGCCGAAAAAGAGAUCCUCCUGGUGACGAGCAGUAAGGACAGAGAGAAGUGGGUGGUCCCUGGAGGAGGUGUGGAGCCCCUAGAGGACCCCAGAAACACAGCUGAGCGUGAAGCUCUGGAGGAGGCGGGGGUCAGGGGGAACUUAGGUAGACACAUCGGCAUGUUUGAGAAUAUAGAAAAGAACCACCGGACCACAGUUUAUGUGUUCCUGGUGACGGAGCUGAUGGACGACUGGGAAGAUAAAAGAGCAAUGGGUCGGACAAGGGAAUGGUUCACUAUAGCGGAUGCCCAUGCAAAGCUCUCACACAAACCCAUUCAACUCCACUACCUUAGAGAACUGCUCGAGAAACCCCUGGACAUGGUCACAUGACCACCAGCCAGCCAAUAGAAUUCUAGUGUUUGUGCUGCUAUAUACCAUAAGUUAACUCUAUAUUUAGUUGUAGGGUUUAUCCCACAUGUCUCAACCUCCGAUUCAUGUAUCACCCCAGUGAGUUCCUCCAGCCAGUGGAGUGGUGAUGAGGGCUGAAGAAUAAGAGUUAUCUGACCUUUGUGGUGUCGCUAUGGUGAUUUUGACUUCAUUGAUGUUGGAGUUUUCCAGAGUCGGGUGUUAGAUACCUACAUAUUAUUAAUGUUGGUCUCAUAGAAAAUUCAAGCGGGACCACUUGUUUGUCUUUUGAUUUAAUUUUGUGCAUUGAAAUAAUUUGAAUAUUUUAUUACCUCUUAACAAUUUUUAUCAAGGUAAACAUUAUAGCAGUAUUAAUUGAUGAGAGGCUCAGCUGUACACCUGUAGGUAUUAGAUCGCUGCUGUGUUAAUGAUGUGUCUUUCAGUUCGCUUUGUGUUUUGUUUGUUGAAUUAAAUUUAGAAAAGGGGGGGGGGGGGGGG
Molecule: messenger RNA, 1122 nt
Organism: Mizuhopecten yessoensis (Yesso scallop)
Lineage: Eukaryota; Metazoa; Mollusca; Bivalvia; Pectinida; Pectinidae
Product: diphosphoinositol polyphosphate phosphohydrolase 2-like
Exons: 4
Coding region: 154-609 (151 amino acids)
Biological process (GO): diphosphoinositol polyphosphate metabolic process; diadenosine hexaphosphate catabolic process; diadenosine pentaphosphate catabolic process
Cellular component (GO): nucleus; cytoplasm
Molecular function (GO): diphosphoinositol-polyphosphate diphosphatase activity; bis(5'-adenosyl)-hexaphosphatase activity; endopolyphosphatase activity
Source: RefSeq, a predicted model, not a curated record